CGCUCGGCGCUGCACGGCGCGGCAACGUCGCGUCUGCCGCCACCUGCCGCGCUGCACCGCGCCCUCAUUGAUCGUACGUCAGUUGCCGCGGCAACGCUGCGAGAUCAUCAUGGUGUUCAGUAAAAUACAAAUGUCAGACAGUGCCACAAUGAAAUUAAUUAAAGAAGUGCAGAAACACGGAUGUAUUUGGAAUCCUGAGGACGAAAACUACAGCGAUAGGCAGCAUUUGUUGGUGGCGUGGGACGAAAUAGCGAAAGCGCUUGAUAUGCCAGAAGAUGUCAUCCGUGGAAAAUGGAAGAUUCUGCGUGACUUCUUCAAAAGGGAAGUAAAAAGGAAAAAUGUCACUUCCGUGGAAGAUUACAAAGGGAGAUGGCGAUACUUCAAUAGCCUCGGCUAUCUACUACAUCUGUCCUUACCAAGAGCAGAAGAGGAUGACGAACGCACGAGCGAAAAAGUCGAUGUUGAGAUAGAAUACGAACCGAAGUACGCCCCAGACUCAAACCUUGAAGUGUAUUUAGAGGAUCCUAUUCCAGAAAAACGCUUCAAACCAAAUGAUUCAGAGGACUACGAUUUGAUGUUCUUGAAGUCACUUAUCCCGUUUUUUAAGCAACUGGAGCCGACUAGGAACUUGGUCGUGAGGAGCAGGAUACAAGACAUGCUGCUGAAUGAGAUAGCUGCACAGAAUAUGAACAGGAAUAAGAUUCCCUACAAAAAUUACAAAUGCCUCAACGCUUGCUGCACGACGCGGCAACGUCGCGUCUGCCGCGCCGCGCCCCUUCGACCGCGGCGUCAGUUGUCGCGACCACGCCGCGCGAUAGACAUGGCGUCCAAAAUCCAAAUGUCAGACAGUGAUAUUUUGAAGUUAAUUAAAGAAAUAAAGAAACAUGGUUGUAUUUGGAAUCCUGAUGAUGAUAACUACGGCGACAGGUCCCAGCUGUCUGUAGCGUGGGCGGACGCCGCGAAGACGCUGGAUAUGCCAGAGGACAUCAUCCGCGUAAAAUGGAAGAACCUCCGCGAUUUCUUUAAGAAAGAAAUCAAAAAGAACGACGUUAAUUCAAAAGACGAUUACGGGGGAAGAUGGCGGUACUUCAAAAGCCUGAGUUACCUCCUACGACCAGAGGAAGAGGGAGACGAACAAACAGAUAGCGACCAAGAAGAGAAAGAGAUAGACUAUGAAACUAAAUACAUCCCAGAUACAAAUCUCGAAGUGUAUUUAGAAGAAGAUCCGCUUCCUGAGAAACGCUUCAAAAUGGAUUAUGAAGACUAUGAUUUGAUGUUCUUGAAGUCGCUGACGCCAUUUUUGAGGCAACUUGAACCUACUAGGAAUUUGGUGGUCAGGAGCAGGAUGCAAGAGAUGUUACUGAAUGAGAUAGCUGCGCAGAAUAAGAAUAGGAAUAAGUUAUAGCGCAGGAAAAGUGCCAGCCCGGAUGGAGACUUGUGUAAAGUCAAACGAGAAUAUGAAAGUUAGAAUUAAUUAUCUCAUUUUCAUAAAUAUUAUUUAUUUACACAGUUAAAUAUACUGAGGUACUACAAUACAAAUACUAAACUAAAUUAACAACUACAUACAUGUAUACAUACAUACCUUAAAUCUAUAAUAGGCCCUUGAGGCAUUGUACCAAGGAUGAUGGCACCAUUUCUUCGUUGUACCGCAAUACUGAUACGUUUUGCGAGGAAGCCGCCAGCUCUUCGGUCACCAGUUAUGUUCUAGUUAGGUCAGGGUUAUGUUCUAGUUAGGUACUCAUAAAAAUUCAAUAUAAAUGAAAUCGUGGCUGGUGGUCUCACUUAGACAGUGGCAGUUAGACAUUUUUGUGUGCUUGGUGAUUAAUUUAUGAAGAAGUCAAGACAGAAGUUUGCUUUGUGCAGUGUUUGGAAGGAAGAUUAGUGACAUUUUAAGACGAGAAUAAGUUGUGAUUUAAUUAGUGACUUCAACAGUAUGAAGCCGAAACAUUUCUUUCUAACGAGUAGUUACAGUUAGUGGUAGUCAGUGUAUCACAGUUAUAUGGUCCAAAAUUACUCGAAUAUCUCCGAUUAGGUGUAAUUAUUGGGGUCCCUUUGUUUCCCAUAAAGUUAUAAGUCAUAAUGUAACGUUUGUCAUAUUGUCGUUAGUCAUAAAACUGAAACCGUUAACUUUUCAGGAUUUUCGUAAGGUAUAGGUUAGGUUUGUUUUAUGCCAAUCCUGAAAAGUUACGCGUUUCUGAGAAAAACCAAUUAUGACUAACUCCCAAAUAGUUUU
This is a messenger RNA of Cydia fagiglandana, 2233 nucleotides long. RefSeq lists its product as uncharacterized. The transcript is spliced from 4 exons. Gene Ontology annotation, molecular function: DNA binding. The record is from RefSeq and is a predicted model, not a curated record. Lineage: Eukaryota; Metazoa; Arthropoda; Insecta; Lepidoptera; Tortricidae. The coding region runs from base 110 to 1405 and encodes 431 amino acids.